Messenger RNA from Culex quinquefasciatus (southern house mosquito), 1251 nucleotides. RefSeq names its product galectin-6. Gene Ontology annotation, molecular function: galactoside binding; carbohydrate binding. The coding region runs from base 350 to 820 and encodes 156 amino acids. NCBI's taxonomy places the organism in Eukaryota, Metazoa, Arthropoda, Insecta, Diptera, Culicidae. The transcript has 3 exons. The record is from RefSeq and is a predicted model, not a curated record.
UCAGUACACUGCUCACUGUAGGAACCUUUUGAAGGCAUUUCUGCUAGAGUAACUUUCGUAUGCAGCGUGAAACGUGACCUAUUCAAUGGCUUUUUGUGUGUCUGUAUUGUAACAGUUUGAGCACAGGUGGUCCAAUACAACACACAUUUUAUGGUCUCUUAUCGUGGGCUUCCUCGGCUGUAUGCCAGUAUUGUUAGUACGCCCAUUGAAGUCGGUCUGUUUUGGGUAGUGUUUGGGCUGUGCGUGAUUAGUGGAUGGCCUAGUUUUUUCUUGGAAUUGAAAGUUUAGCUUUUGCUGGUUGGGUUUGUCUAAACACACCCGAAAAAAAAAACGCGGGUUAUCGAUCACAAUGAGUAAACGCCCCUUCACAGCUCAGCUGCCUCGAACACCUGAGUACGGUGACGAGAUUCUUAUCAGAGGCAAAUUAAAAAGUGACGCGAGGAAUUUCUCGGUGAACUUCUGCCUGCCCCGACCGGCACAGGUUCCCGAGGGCCAGUCGCCACCCCACAUCGCGUACCACUUCCGGACGAUCUUCCACGACGACGGCAGCAGCGCCGUAAUUCACAACUGGAAAAACAGCGUCUGGCAGGCGGAAACCGUCGAGGAGAACUACUGGAUGGUGGACCGAAACGAAAAGUUCACCCUGAUCUUCCGCUUCCACGAAGAAGUGUUCAAAGUGUUCGCCGAGGACACGCAGCACACGCCGGACUACGAGUUUGGCCACCAGUUGCCGGUGGAGGCCAUCACGCUGAUCGAACUGUGGGACGAUAUCGAGUACGUGGAGGAGAUCGCGUUCAAAUACCGGAAUGCAGAUCGCUGAGUGAUGGCGCUAUUUGCUGGUAAAACAAUCAUCGCAAAAAUUCCUCGCAACCACACUGUAACAAUAAAUUUAGGAAAGGAUAAAUCCGUGUUCACCUCUCAAUCACGAUGCCUUAAACGAAGUCUGGAAGCAGAGCAGCAGCUAUAAACGUCACGUUUUCUAGUCAUUUUACAUGAGCCUGAGCCAGCUUAAGUACCGCGCAGGGGUGGGUACUUAACGUUAUGCAGCAAAGUUGUGAAUCACGACCGCCUUAAGCCAGCCAGCCUUAUUGCACAAACCAAUGCGCUUUUACAAAAUCGCAAUCUUAUCAGUCUUAUCGAUAUUAAGUAAAUGUGUGUGUGUCCAAGGAAUCCAAGGUGACUUCAACUAACUAUACAGAGUAUAGGUGCAUAGUAGGCUAAGAGUAAACCAAACAAUAUUGAUACCGAGAA